Pelagomonas calceolata is the source of this 1350-nucleotide messenger RNA. NCBI's taxonomy places the organism in Eukaryota, Pelagophyceae, Pelagomonadales, Pelagomonadaceae. The record is from the annotation of a GenBank genome assembly.
CAUCACCUUGUGACGCCAAAUUUUAGGCUGCCGGGCAGCCUCGCGGCCGCACGCGUCCGCGGCAGACGCCGGCGCCGCGUCCGCAUCGAUGCGGGCAGCGAUUCUGCUCGCGCACGCCGUACAUGCGACGACGCAAGGUUGCCUGGAAUGGAGUGCCGUCAAUGCGACCUGGUUCGGCGACGAGCACGACGGACCGGCCCAGCCCUACUGUCUCCAUAAAAGAUGCCUCGUGGCCUUGAACGGCUGCGCCGUCUGGUGGCGCACCGUGUCCGACGACGUCAUCCCUCCGAUUCCCGAACUGGCCAUACCGCUGCCUGAUGAUGACCGCAGGGGUGCCUGUCGGGGACCGACGCGAGUGACGGGUCAUUUGGGCAUCGCGGACGACGAAAAUUUUGGAAGGUGCACCACCUCUGACAAAAUUUUCGACAACGGCGGCGGCUUCGAGAUUCUGCAAGCCCGGAGGCACGCGCCUCCAUCCAUAGACUGCGGCGACCGGCGCCGACUGAAAGCGAGGUGGGAGGCGUUGCUGGCGACGUUAACGGACGAGGACUACGCGCUCGUCGAGGCGGCGACGACGAGGCCGAUUCGGAACGUGACCGCGGCCUUUGUCAACAAAGCGUCGGCCUGCGACUUCGCGGGGUUCCUGUCCUCCUCGCGGUUGUUCGUCCACGCCCUGAAUGGCGAGGGCCUCCAUGCACUACGGGCCGUCCUCGCGGAGCGCUUGCGGGACCUACGACUAACGAAGUACGCGUCCGGUUCAAUUCUAGACGAGUGGUUUGAGCAUGGCGUCUUGAUCCGACCCUACACCAAUGAUCAAGAUGUGUACGACCUCCUCAAAGUCGUGGCCGGCGAGCCUUCGGUCCCGGCGCCGCCCUACGACUGGGCCGAGCGGCGCAUCACUUCUGUGGAGAACGACCCCCAGGGCCGGGCCCACGUCGACUCCUUCGCGAGCGUCGUGAAAGUGUGGCUCUUCGACGACGUCGGGGCGGACGCGGGACCGUUGCACGUCGUGCGCGGGAGCCACCGCCACACGGUUGACAGGCUCGCGUGGGAGCACGCGCGCGCGAAUGGGAGGGAGGCCUUGAUCGAGCCGUCCUUCCGUCUUACCAGUAAUGAGUCGGAUGCGGGGGACGCGGCGGCCUUCGUGGCGCGGUGCCAGCGGGACGCGGCGCCGAUCGUGACACAAGAGCCGAUCGUCGUGGUCGCGGACACGUCGCUCGUGCACUUUAGGGGCGCCGGGCGCGUUGGGGCCGUGCGGCGGUCGCGGCGGUUGCGGGGAGACAACGGCGGCGGGCUCGCGCGGCGGAACCCGUUCCGGUUCGCGGACGAGGAGUAAUAUCAUGUUGUGAC